GGCGGGACAGGGGGCGGAGCUGAGGGUGAGGAGACAUGGCUGACUUCUUCGUGCCGCACAGUGACAAAGCUGCCUUUGAAACUUGAAGGACCUGGGGGCCAAGGUUCCAGAAGAGUCUCCAUUGACUUCCUGGUUACCUAAUGGCAUAAAAGACCCAUCUAGGUGGAGUCUAGGCCCUUCAAACUUGUCCUCUUGCCCUUCGACUCUCCACAUCCCUUCAGGCUGACCAGACUUCCUGGUGGAGGUAAGAUUUAUUGCCCACAUUAUGCUUGAAGCCAGCUAUAAACUCGGUCUUCUCCUCUUGUGCCAUCAAGUUAUCUCCUUGGAAGGCCAUACUGAAGGACAUUUUGUAGCUGCUGUCUAUGAACAUCGGUCAAUACUGAGUCCGGACUCUACAGCCCUUACAGAUCGAGAGUCAGCAUUGAGACUAAUGAACCAGAACCUAGAUCUGUAUGAAGAGCAGAUAGUGGCUGCGGCAAAGGAGGGUGUGCAGAUUAUUGUCUUUCCAGAAGAUGGGAUUCAUGGAUUCAAUUUCACCAGAGAUUCCAUUUAUCCAUUUCUGGACUUUGUUCCAUCUCUCCAGUCUGGGAAGUGGAACCCGUGCCUGGAACCACAUAAGUUCAGUGACACGGAGGUCUUCCAGCGCUUGAGUUGCAUGGCCAUCAUGGGCCAGAUGUUCCUGGUGGCUAACCUGGGAACCAAACAGCCUUGUAACACCAGUGACCCACGAUGCCCGUCUGAUGGACGAUACCAGUUUAAUACUAACGUUGUGUUCAGCGAUAAUGGCACUUUUGUCGCCAGCUAUCGCAAGCAAAACCUCUAUUUUGAAUAUGCUUUUGAUACUCCUUCUGAAGUUGAUCACAGCACCUUUGAUACACCUUUUGCUGGCAAGUUUGGCAUUUUUACUUGCUUCGAUAUAUUGUUCUUUGAACCUGCUGUGAGCCUUGUGAGAGACUAUGGAGUAAAACAUAUUGUAUUUCCAGCUGCGUGGAUGAAUCAGCUCCCACUCCUGGCAAGUAUUGAAAUUCAACAAGCUUUUGCAGUUGCUUUCAACGUCAAUGUUCUGGCAGCAAAUAUCCACCACCCAUCCUUGGGCAUGACAGGCAGUGGCAUACAUACUCCUUGGAAGUCUUUUUGGUACCAUGAUAUGGAAAGCCCUGAAGGCAAACUGAUAGUAGCCCAGAUAGCUAAAAACCCACCAGAUGUAGACCUCCUGUGGAAUGGCACAAGUAGAAUUUAUGAGUCCCACAGAAAAUUCUCAUCAGAAGAUCCUAACUGUGAGAAUGAUCCGGAUGCUCACUGUAGUGAAUCCUCAAAAUGGAGCCCAAAUAUGCCACCUUUAUUUCACUCUGAGAUGAUGUAUGACAAUUUCACUCUUCUACCUGUUUGGGAAAAUCAAGGCAGCUUGCAGGUCUGUGCCAAUUCCCUCUGUUGUUAUUUGGAUUAUCGGAGGCACAUUUUAUCCAAUGACUUCUAUGCUCUUGGGGUCUUUGAUGGUCUUCAUACAGUACACGGCACGUACUAUGUUCAAGCAUGUGCCCUGGUGAAAUGUGGUGGCCUCCAUUUUGAGACCUGUGGACAGGAGAUAACAAAUGCUGUUGAUACUUUUGACUUUCACCUCUGGGGAAAUUUCAGUACUUCUUUUGUGUUUCCUAUAUUAUUGACUUCCGGAAUGACACUGGAAUUGCCAGGCCAACUGGGCUGGGAAGGCAACUACUACUUCAUGAGGAAAAAUCAGUUGUCUGCGGGCUUAGUGACAGCUGCUUUGUAUGGACGCUGGUAUGACAGGGAUUAGUAGAACUAGUCCAUUGAAUGGGUACUAGGUUUGUGCUCAUGGUCAUAUUCAUCGGUAAAUACAAAAAUCAUCAUCAUUGUUCUGAGCUCAAAGGGACAGACAGACACCAGCUGAGUCCUCGGUCGCUGCUGCAUCUAAUGAUAUAAGCCACAGGAAUGUUUGCCCCUAAUGGCAGAGUCUCCUUUCUGUUCUACCAGGAUGUCACUUGGCACCAUGGAAAGGAAUAGUAUCAUGGGUAGAUCCCCUUGGUUCCAUUUCUUUUAAACAUAAAUUCCAGAGACAGCCUUAAGUAACUCGUGGUCAAUGUCCUUUAAAAGCUACUGACUGUUUAAAACCAAAACAAGCAGCAUUUAGGCUUUUUUUGGUCAUAUUAUUAAUGCCCUCAAACAAAAGUAUUUUAGAAGCUAGAAUGUUUCAUAGAAUAAUGGAUAAAUGUGGAAUGUGCAGCCUUGGUUUCCUAUAGACAUCUUAUACACAGACUAAAGCAGAAGUGCAUUGAGACGCCACACCCAGGGCAAUAGCAGCUGUAUCAGAAAUGGGUGUUUAAAACAUUGUUGAGUAAAAAAGAAAACACAGCAUGAUAGGGCUUCCUCACAUCCUCAUGUUUCUCAGGAAGAAGGAUGUGUGAGGAAAAACCUGACAUGAAAUUUAGAAGUGCAGCAUGUCAAGAUAGCAGAGGACAGCUUGUUUUUCCAGAGUUAAGGCCUAGCAAGCAGGCUGUAUACUGAACUUGGCAUAACAACAAUCCUUUGUGCUCACUCCCUGGCAAAAUGUAUUGCUUUGAUCAGCACCAGGUGUUCUCUGAGGGAUUUAUGAUUUUCAUACUAAUUGAUAACUAACUAUUUAGAUUUGUUGGAGCUUCCCGAUUUCCUAGGGACCGGAGGGCCAGAAGCAGCCAACAUGUUGCAGCAGAAAGCAAUCAAUCAUACCUCUUGACACCAAACAAUUCCUGUGCUUGUAACUGCUAAGUGAGCUGAACCAGGUGUUGCACUCCUGCUCCUGUCACGCUAACUCUGGUUCUGUACCCCGCUGAAUGAUCACAAGGUUUAAUGACCCUUAAGACUUGAGUCAAUUUAGGGCCUUUUCCCACAGGAUCCAAGAGCAUCUGUAUUGUCCCAAAAUGCCUGCACGUGUGGGCCUGCCAUGGGAACUGUUUAUUCAAGACCCAAGAAUGACUGUGUUGGCUCCUGCCUUUUUGUAGUUUUCAGGGUUAAAAACCUUCCCCCUACUACAAGCCACCAAGCCCUCCUUCCCAGGAGGACUUUGGUUUGCAAACCUGUUUUCCUUGCUUUGAAAUUAAACUUCUGUUUGAUUCCUGA
This is a messenger RNA of Vombatus ursinus (common wombat), 3114 nucleotides long. RefSeq names its product biotinidase (gene BTD). Gene Ontology annotation, molecular function: hydrolase activity, acting on carbon-nitrogen (but not peptide) bonds, in linear amides. Bases 266 to 1795 code for a protein of 509 amino acids. Lineage: Eukaryota; Metazoa; Chordata; Mammalia; Diprotodontia; Vombatidae. The transcript is spliced from 5 exons. The record is from RefSeq and is a predicted model, not a curated record.